Wyeomyia smithii (pitcher-plant mosquito) is the source of this 621-nucleotide messenger RNA. RefSeq lists its product as uncharacterized. The transcript is spliced from 2 exons. The coding region runs from base 30 to 506 and encodes 158 amino acids. The record is from RefSeq and is a predicted model, not a curated record. NCBI's taxonomy places the organism in Eukaryota, Metazoa, Arthropoda, Insecta, Diptera, Culicidae.
GUCCUUCUACCGUGCAAACAGCCAUUAAAAUGAAGGUUAUUGUUACCUUUUUGAUUGCCGCCCUGGCUGUUGCCGCUCAGGGAUCCUAUGUACCAACUUCUUAUUGGCCAUCGCAUGGAUGGAACUCCUGGAAUAACAACGGUUGGAUUGACCACCAAGUGGCUGCCUACCCGUACGCCAAAACAUGGGCCUCAUCUUGGCCAGCUACUGGUUUGUACAACAACGGAUGGAAUGGAUAUUAUGGUGCAUUCAAUAAAGUCAACUCCUGGGCUCAACCAUGGGGAACUUAUGGAACAGGAUGGGGAUAUAAUAACCUGGCUAAAACAGUUGUUCCGUCAGUGAAGGUCAACUCGUGGGGUCUACCAUGGGGAAGUUAUGGAGCUGGUGCUUACGGCUGGGAACACCCGGAAGUGGUUAAAACUGUUGUGCCAGAGUCUAAAAAGGUGGUCUACGCUGCUCCAGCUCAUGUUGGUGUGGAGAAGGUUCUUGUGCACCCGAAAUGGUAGUUCAAAAUUAGUGGUUCAAAUACGUUUCUGAUGAAAAAAUAGAUCAAACUUGAUUAAAACUAUUACUUAAAAAACACUGAUUUUGUUUGAGUCUCCUGAGAAGCCUUAUUUUGGA